Vanessa atalanta (red admiral) is the source of this 4697-nucleotide messenger RNA. RefSeq names its product synaptojanin-1 (gene Synj). Gene Ontology annotation, biological process: synaptic vesicle endocytosis; phosphatidylinositol dephosphorylation. Bases 118 to 3405 code for a protein of 1095 amino acids. The record is from RefSeq and is a predicted model, not a curated record. NCBI's taxonomy places the organism in Eukaryota, Metazoa, Arthropoda, Insecta, Lepidoptera, Nymphalidae. Gene Ontology annotation, molecular function: phosphatidylinositol-4,5-bisphosphate 5-phosphatase activity. The transcript has a single exon.
GUCAUCAGCAUUCAGCCGCUGGUGUCCUUAUAUUAAAUCCAAUUAGUGCAUUAUUUAACAAAUAAUUCAUUUAAGGGGCGGAUGUUUAUCGAUCAGAAGUAAAUCGAGACAGCCACAAUGGCUAUGUCUAAAGGUUUCAAAGUUCUUGAAAAAUCUUCUCCACCUAAUCCGUAUAGUGUAAUUUUGCAACACAGAAAUAAAGAUACUGCAUUAUUAUUCGAAUCUCAAGCGGUGGUUUCCCUGUCGUUUCAAGAGACGGAAACUUUGCGUAAACAAUACCAUAAAAUUGCUGAUGCAUAUGGAUGUUUAGGUGUUCUACAGUUAAAUUCCGGAGAAAGUUGCUUAUUACACCUUGUUCUCGUCACGGGCUGCUGUUCCGUUGGCAAGGUAGGCGACAUUGAAGUAUUCAAAAUAACUCAAACACAAUUUUUACCUCUUUUCUAUCAAUCUCAGAGCGAAGACAAAAUUUCAGAAGUGAGAAAAUUACUUAACUCUGGCACCUUCUAUUUUUCAUGGAACUCCGGUAAAACCACCGAUAAUUUAUUCGAUCUUACUCUUUGUUCCCAAAGAAAAAGCAAAGGAGCUAACUCAGAUAAUAGAUUCUUUUGGAAUAGAACCUUGUUUAUUCACCUCAUAAGAUUUGGAAUUGAUUGUGAUGAUUGGCUUACUCGAGCAAUGUGUGGAUCAGUUGAGAUAAGAACUAUUUAUGUAGGUCAUAGACAAGCAAGGGCUGUGCUCGUGUCCAGGUUGAGCUGUGAAAGAGCAGGAACAAGAUUCAAUGUUAGAGGUUGCAAUGAUGAUGGUAAUGUUGCUAACUUUGUGGAAACUGAACAAGCAAUUUACAUAGAUGAUUCUGUAGCAUCAUAUAUUCAAACUAGGGGAUCAGUUCCACUUUUUUGGGAACAGCCAGGGAUUCAGGUUGGUUCACAUAAAGUAAAAAUGUCGAGAGGAUAUGACGCAUCAACUAGUGCAUGUGAUAGACAUUUCUCUCAGUUGAAGCGUAAUUAUGGGUCCCUUGUAGUUGUUAAUCUUUUGGGCUCAAGUUUAAUAGGAGGAAGCGAAGGUGAGGCUACUCUAAGCAAUGCUUUUCAGAGACAUCUCAAUGAGUCUGCUCAUAAUGAUGUUGCACAGAUUAUAUUUGAUUACCACCAGGAAGUUAAAGCAUCAUCAAUUGAUUCAGCACUAUCAAAGUUUAAGAAGAUUAUUGAAAAUUAUUAUGAUAGUAUUAGCAUUUUCAGUGCUAGAGGUAAUGAUAUUUAUAACAUUCAAAAGGGUGUAAUACGUACUAAUUGCUUAGAUUGUUUGGAUCGAACAAAUGCUAUACAAACAUUUAUUGGCCUAGAGAUGCUUGCAAUACAGCUCAUGUUACUACAAUGUGUUGAUAAAAAACAGAAUGUUAAUAGAUUUGAGGAAGUUUUUAAACAGAUGUGGGUGAACAAUGGCAAUGAAGUGUCAAAAAUUUAUGCAGGCACUGGUGCAAUACAAGGUGGCUCUAAGUUAAUAGAUGGAGCAAGAUCGGCUGCUCGCACCAUACAAAAUAAUUUGUUAGAUAACUCAAAACAAGAAGCUAUUGAUAUAUUACUUUUGGGCUCUACUCUCAAUUCAGAACUAGCCGAUCGCACAAGGAUUUUGCUACCAUCUAAUAUUUUACACACAUCCACACCUGUUCUUAGAGAAAUGUGCAGAAGAGCAAAUGAAUUUACGCAACCAUCUAGUAUACGUAUUACAAUUGGAACAUACAAUGUGAAUGGUGGUAAACAUUUCAGAAGCCUUGCAUAUAAAGAUGUUUCAUUAUCAGAUUGGUUACUGGAUUGCCCAAAUUCAGCUUUAGUAAACACAGUAAACUUAAAAGAUCAUCCAUCAGACAUAUUUGCUAUUGGUUUUCAAGAGAUAGUUGAUUUAAAUGCUAGUAAUAUUAUGGCAGCUAGUUCUGAUAAUGCAAAGGCAUGGAGCGAAGAAUUGGAUAAGAUACUAGCGAGAGAUGCUUCCUAUACGCUUUUAUCAAGCCAUCAGUUGGUGGGUGUCUGUCUUUUCCUGUUUGCAAGGAAAGAUUUAAUUCCACAUAUCAGAGAUGUAGCCCUUGAUUCUGUCAAAACAGGGCUUGGUGGAGCAACUGGAAAUAAAGGAGCUGUGGCCAUUCGUCUCGUAAUAUAUGGGACAUCCCUAUGUUUUGUCUGUGCUCAUUUUGCUGCAGGGCAAUCUCAAGUUUCAGAACGUAAUGCAGAUUAUACAGAAAUCACGCGAAAAAUUGCUUUUCCUAUGGGGCGGUCCUUAUAUUCUCAUGAUUAUGUCUUUUGGUGUGGAGAUUUCAACUACCGUAUUGAUCUAGAUAAGGAUGAAACGCGAUUAUUAGCGUCACAAAAUAACAUGCAAAGACUUUUAGAGCAAGAUCAACUAUUGCGCCAAAAAUCACAAGAUUUAGUUUUUAAAAAUUGUUUUGAGGGAGAAAUUACUUUCCUUCCUACUUAUAAAUAUGAUUUAUUUAGUGACGAUUAUGAUACCAGCGAAAAAUGUCGGGCUCCAGCGUGGACUGAUCGCGUCUUAUGGAGAAGUCGCAAGUAUACCAUUGAUCCAGAAACAACAUCAGAAUUAGCCGCUGGAAAAAUAUUGCACUAUGGACGUGCUGAACUAAAACAGAGCGAUCACCGACCGGUGAUUGCUAUCUUAGAAAUAGAAGUGUCACAAGUUAGUUAUACAAAGUGUAUGGAAGUUUUUUAUGAUGUGGUUAAAGACUUGGGUCCGCCUGAUGCUAGCAUUAUUGUCCAACCAGCAGAAGAAUUUGAUAACGAAGAAUCUAUUUUUGAUGAUAAUUUGAUGACUGCAGUUCUGCAAGAAUUAGCUAUAAUUGGGGAAGUAACAUUAGUACGUUUUAUUGAUGAUCUUACAUUGAGUAUAACAUUUAGAGAUGGUCAACAUGCCUUGGCUGCAGCACAGAAAGGACAAAUUUCAGCUUGUUCUAUUCCAUUACUAAUAUCAUUGAAGUCACCUAAUUGGAUCGAUAUUGUUAAGUCAGAAGUUAAUUUGUGUUCCAAUAACACAAUUCCUUUAUUCGGUGAAUUACCCAGCGAACGCCCUCUACGAUCUGCUCCUCCUACACCACGUAGACAACAACCGAGUAGACCUCCAGCUCCAUCGCCUACACCCCUAAUACCAUCGAGGACACCGGCGGUAAGUCCAGCAAGGCCGCCUCCUCCUCGUCCUGCGCCAUUUCAAAAUGACAUAGGUGGUAAUGUACUACAGCCUGUACCAACAUCUCCUCCUGCUGACAUUCUUCCUCCGCCACAAUGCGCACCUCCGCCGCCACCAGCUAGCAGCACUCCUCCUCCGACUAGUCAUCCUCCUCCAGUACCUGCCCGCCAAGGAGCGCCACCUCCUUUGCCAGCCCGCCCACGACCAGUUAUUUAGAUCCAUAUGGCGAAAUAUGCUUUAAAUUUGUUUGUUAUUGAUAAUAGAAGUGGUAUUCAAUAUUAUAGUAGUUGAAAUGUUACAAAUUCAAUAAACAUAUUGCAAUAAUUUUUAAGCAAUGUUCUAUCGUCUUAUAUGUUAUCGCCGUUAUUAUAGCUCUAUUCAAAAUUAUAUUAAACAUACUUAUUACCCUUUUUAAAUUUAUUUUAAUAGGCUGUGAUGUAUUGAUCAAAAUAUCCUAGUAUUUCUUUACUUAUAAUAGUAAUUAUUGUUAAUUUUCUGUUCUACGUAGUACUUUUUAUUUUUUUACUUUUUAUAAAAAUAAAUUAUAUUUAGCAAGAAGUAUUCCUGAUAUAUUUUUUGUAUUCUAAAGGUUAUAUUCAAUUGGAAAUGGCAGAAUUUUACUAUUGAUCUCAUUAGACGUCUACAUUUUUUUACGUAAUUUUAUAUGUUAAAUGAAUUCCUAUAUUUCGCACUGAAUUAACAGCUAUUUUACAUAAUUUUUUAUUCUUGUUUGGGUUCCUAUAUGUUUUAUGAAAACUUGGUACAUUGUUCAUUUAUAGCUAUUAGUUGUAUGUGUAAUGUGUAACUUUGUACAUUUGAUCAUAAGAAAUUUACUAUGAGGGAAGUUCUCAGUUUAUUGUUAUUAUAAUAUUAUUAGAUAUCAACGAAAAAUUAGAAACUAUAGUGAGUCUUUAUUCUUCUGUAAAUUUUAUUAUGAUGUUAUAAACAUUAAGAUUUACACAAUAUAUUAAUUUUGAUAUGUUAUUUAAUUAAAAUUAUGUAAUUAUAGAUUAAAAUUUGAACAUUUUUAUUUUUAGGAAUAACAUUAUAUUAUUUUUAUAUCAAGGAUAAUAUAUUUAAUACGUUGAUGCAAUAGUAUGAUAAUUCUUAAACUGAUAGGCUUAUCUUAUUUUAUUAUUAGUGUAUCAACUUCACCAUGAUUAUUUUCAAUACUAAGCAACUGGUAUGGCCAGUAUGUCUACAUAUUUUUAGUUUUAAUUCUUUGUUUAAUAUGUUAUUUAUUAUUUUCGGACCAACGUUUCAGUAAUAUAUUGGAUCAAAGACAUAUUUUUACAAAAUGUGAGUCUAGCUUUUGUUGUAACAGUAUAUAUGUAGGAGUAAAAUGUAUUUUGAACAUUGGUCGUUUACGAGAUUUGAAACUAUUUAUUUACAUAAUAAGUCGCAAUAAACAUAUUUUAUAAAGUUAAUAGAAUUGUGAGAUUGUCUUCUGUAAUCAAAUAUUGUUAAAUAAUGAACACAAUACUUCAAAUAUAUGGCAGUGUACAAGA